GAUGGUUCAUCAUGACCUACCAAACUCAGAUGAGAAGUUCCUAUGGCUGCUUCCAGAUUCAUUUUGAUAAUCACAGGGUUGGCGUAAAGCGGUUUCGGGGUAUGUGGGGGGAUUUGAUUUUAGCGGCAGCCGACUAGACGCACAUUCUUUCCACCACCAGAAGCCAAUCUGUCCUGUACUUGGGUACAUUCGAGACUUCGCUUAUGACCACGGAUACGAUUUAUCAGGAUCCAACCGACCCCGUCGAUGAGAUACUUGAUUCAUUUUAUUUUAGCAUUGAGGAGGAAGAGACAGGAAUAAAUGAUAACGAAGAGCAGAACAUGCACGAAGUUGCCUCAUCUGCCUCUAGUACUCAGAGCGACGGUCUAUCAGAACCAGAAUCAGAAUCAGACGAUGAAGCGGGUGCUUUUUAUGCGUUAUACGGCGGAAGAUCGAGCCUUUCGUCCUCUUUGUCAUCUCUAUCAUCCGUGUCGGCCCUGAGAGAACAGGUCGACCUUCCCUCUGAGAGCAAAGAGGUCACUGGUAUAUUCGCCAAUGCCCGAAACGAUAACGUUCCCCCACUGGAUACCUAUCAUCCGAUGAACGAUUCUUCCCUCAUUCUCGGACGUGAAGAUAUUCCUCAAGUGAUCUCCGCUUCGUCAAAUGCGUAUGAUGAAGCAGUUCUAGGUGACGACCCUUUACCGCCGAAGUUUAGCAGCCGAUUGUCAACCGAGACUAUUCAUGGCGUAAGACGUUUGCCAGUGAAGGAAGUAGUAGCAUGACCUUCCGGAGUACAGUCAUUAUUUCGGCACCUUGUAACAAGUGUAACCUCUAUAGCAGUGCUGGUACUGCCGCGUGUCAUAUGUCGACGAAUCGGGGAAAUGGGUGCCCUUGUUUUUUCCUUUGCCUUCCAGAAGUGUACCCUUUCAUGGGAAAAAUACUUCGCUGUGUUGGCUGUUGUACACCUGUUAGUUUUGUGUUAUCGGACCCUUACGCUCGAAAAUUUAAACCUUUCGGUUCUGUCCUACUUUUCUUCUAGCAUGUCUCUUGUAUCCCUAACCAAAAUGUAUCUCAGUGUUGUUCCAAC
Guyanagaster necrorhizus is the source of this 1066-nucleotide messenger RNA. RefSeq lists its product as uncharacterized. The transcript has 3 exons. The record is from RefSeq and is a predicted model, not a curated record. Lineage: Eukaryota; Fungi; Basidiomycota; Agaricomycetes; Agaricales; Physalacriaceae. The coding region runs from base 204 to 761 and encodes 185 amino acids.